Messenger RNA from Insectozyma verbasci, 504 nucleotides. The record is from the annotation of a GenBank genome assembly. Lineage: Eukaryota; Fungi; Ascomycota; Pichiomycetes; Serinales; Debaryomycetaceae.
AUGUUGAAGAAGACAAAUUUAAAUUCAGUCAAAGAAUUAUUAAUUACUACUGACGAUAAUUUAGGAUCAGUAUUUAGUCAGUUUAAUUAUGAAGAAUCAUUCAAAUUAAAAGAUUUAAAACUUGGACUUGGUUUAAUUCAAGUUUUAAUCGCAGGGUUGUUAUUUUUAGCUGAUCGUAAAUUUCAAUUUCAUGAUAUUUUUACAAUUACAGUUAUUAGUUGUUUAUUAUAUGGUGGUAUUAAUGCUGUAUUAUAUAUUAUAAAUUAUAAAUUUAAAAAUGUAAAAUAUGUGGGACUUAAUAAAUCUGAUAAAUUGGUAAUUAAAACUUGGUCAACAAAAUAUGAUCCAAUUUAUAACAUCACAAUUAUUAAAAAUGAUAAAGAAACUACAACUACUCAAAUACCAUAUAACAAGAUCUUUGAUGUUCUUGGAUUAUUUAAUAGAGAUGAAUUUUCAAAAUUGAUUAAAUUAGAAUUAGGUAAAUUAGGUAAGAAGAAUGAAUAA